AGACGAGUGAUUCAGCGCGAGGAGACGAACAGCGGAUUGCUUACGGUUUAUGGUCGAGAAGACACGCACCUGUUGAUUCUCAGGCGCACCCGCGAGUUUCCCGUUUCCGAGGACAAGCAGAGCGCACAAAUGACGGACGCUAUCUUUCCCAACGGCUGCAAGGCCAACGGGGCCGUGGAGAACGGCUACUUUAAAAAGGGCUGCAACCCACUGGCUCAGACUGGCCGCAGUAAGUUGCAGAAUCAGAGGGCCACCCUCAACCAGCAGAUCAUCAAGCAGAUGAGAAUGAGAGCAGGAGCAGAGAAUCUUCUCAAGGCGACGACCAAUAAUAAGGUGCGUGAGAGCGUGCUGCUGGAGCUCAGCUACGUCAACUCUAACCUGCAGCUCCUCAUGGAACAGCUGGAGGGCCUCAACAGCUCCGUGGAGGUCUACCAGAACGUCCAGGAGAGCGCCAGUAUUCCACUGAUUGCCCUGGGUCUUAAAGAGACAAAGGAUGUGGACUUCGCAGUGGCCUUUAAGGACUUCCUCCUUGAGCACUACAGUGAGGAUGGAAAUGACUUUCAAGAUGAGAUCGCUGACCUCAUGGACCAGAGACAGGCGUGUCGUACCCCUAGUCGAAGUGGUGAGGGGAUUGACUUGUUGGCCAACUACUUCAGUCAGCUCGCCCUGAUUGAGAGCAGAUUCUUCACCCCCAACCGCCAGAUCGGACUCUUCUUCACCUGGUACGACACAUUCACAGGCGUGCCGGUGUGUCAGCAAAAUGUCUCUCUGGAGCGUGCGAGCGUGUUGUUCAACAUGGCUGCCCUCUACACACAGAUUGCCACACGCUGCAACCGACAGACCAACACUGGAUUGCAUGAGGCCAUCACAGCCUUCCAGAGAGCCACAGGCGUGCUUCACCACCUGAAGGAGACGUUCACACACACCCCAAGCUACGACAUGAGUCCGGCCAUGCUGAGCAUGCUGAUGCGCAUGAUGCUGGCCCAGAUCCAGGAGUGUGUGUACGAGAAGAUCGCCCUGCCCGGCAUUCGCAACCACUUCCUCCUGCUGCUCAAGAUGGCCCAGGAGGCCGCCAAGGUGAGUGAGAUGUACGACAUCGCCCAUCAGUCUAUGAUACAGACGCCAAUCAAAGACAACGUGCCCCUGUUCUGGUCCACCAUGGCCCAGGUCAAGACCAGCCACUACCGCUCACUGGCUCACUACUUUACCGCCACCGCACUCCUCGACCAUCAGGUGAGUCCCAGUGAUGAUGAGGACCAGCAAGAGAAGGCCUUCUCCCAGCUGUACGACGCCAUGCCGGACGGUCAGCCUCCACUGGACAUCCUCAAGAGCCAGAAGGAGCGAGAGCGCAUCGGUAAGGCUCACCUGCGGCGUGCGAUCCUGGAGCACGAGGAGGCGUUGCGGAUCUUCCGUCUGUGCGGGGAGCUGCGACGUCUGGACAUCCUCAACGAAAUCCUGCAGGCCACACACAGACGCUCGCUCGCCAAGUUCACUCUGCACGAGGACGAGGACGAGGACCAGUUCACCGACUACAUGGAGGCUCCCGACAUCAACUCUAAGACGGAGCAGAAGGCGGAGAUGGAGCUCCCAGGGUCCACUAAGGUGAAAGUGACAGACCUUUUCCAUCGGCUGGGCCCACUGUCGGUGUUCUCAGCCAAGCAGCGCUGGACCGCCCCCCGCACCAUCCGGCUUCGCCCUGAGGACCGCGACCUGGGCUUCACGCUGAAGGGCGAAGGCCCUGUCCAGAUCCAGUCUCUUGACCCGCUCUGUCCGGGCGCGGUGGACGGGCUGCGCGAGGGCGACUACCUGGUGGCGGUGGGCGACGUGGACUGCAAGUGGAUGAGCGUGACGGAGGUGAUGCGUCUGCUGCGUGAUGUGGACGAGAGCGGAGUGGACAUCAGUGUGGUCAGCGUGAUGGACAACAGCCUGCCUCUGCCUCCCAAGAGCGCCACCUACUGUGGGGGUCUGCCCAAGACCUACUCCAUGAUCUGCCUGGCCUUCGACGACGAGGACAAGAACCCCAAGUCACGUAAGGUGACCAAGAAGAUGUCCUUCCUGAGCUGGGGCCUGAAGAACAAGCACAAGAGCGCCAGCACUCUGAGCCUGCCCACGGGCGACAGCGCCAACGCCAGCCUGCCCUGGCACAGAGCCAGCCCGCCUUUCCCCAGCUCCUACCACGACCACGACAGCGCACUGUACUAAAGAGAGCUCUCUCUCACACACACACACACACACACACACUCUCCCUCUCACACACACACACACACACACACACACACACACACACACACACACACACACACACACACACACAAACACAAACACCAUCCCCAGUUUCUACAACAGCACUCUACUAAAUACACACACACUCUCACAGAGUUCUACAAGAUUCACUCAACUAACACUAGAUUCUCCAGGACUGUACUGUACUGUGCAGGACAGGAUGGACAGUCUUUCAGACCUUAGGCUGCAACGGGCCUCUGAGACCCACAGGACUCUCCAUGUGUAGACCACACACACACUCCUCGGCCAUCGCUGCCACACACUGGCAGUGCCACACACACUGUCAAUUUCACACACACACACACACACACACUGGCAGUGCCACGCACACACACACACACACACAGACACCCUGGCAGUGCCACAUAGACAAAGGGGUGAAAUGAAGGAACCUGUAUAUUUGCACACACGUCCAUGUUGUUAUUUGACUUUGAACAGCCACAGGGUCUUGUGGCUCUUUGUGUUUCUCUUCUUCCUCUUCUCUCAUCCCUCUCUCCUCUUCUCCUCCCCUCCCUUCCUCUCUCCUCUUCUCCUCCCCUC
Messenger RNA from Alosa alosa (allis shad), 2823 nucleotides. It is a transcript of the gene rhpn2, whose product is annotated as rhophilin, Rho GTPase binding protein 2. The record is from RefSeq and is a predicted model, not a curated record. Gene Ontology annotation, molecular function: protein binding. The transcript has 15 exons. Gene Ontology annotation, biological process: negative regulation of stress fiber assembly; signal transduction. The coding region runs from base 130 to 2202 and encodes 690 amino acids. Lineage: Eukaryota; Metazoa; Chordata; Actinopteri; Clupeiformes; Clupeidae.